Messenger RNA from Heterotrigona itama, 234 nucleotides. The record is from the annotation of a GenBank genome assembly. NCBI's taxonomy places the organism in Eukaryota, Metazoa, Arthropoda, Insecta, Hymenoptera, Apidae.
AUGUCGAUCUUUCGGCUAAUCUACGGCCUGCUAACGUGGGCCAUGGCACGGGCCAUCUCCACGUCCUGGAACCCCUCGUUUACACCAGCCACCAUUCUACACCAGCCUGUCUACGAAAAAACCGGCGGCACCGCCCAAUACGCUCUUUACGACGUGUCAGACUCGUUGCUGUUGGCCCAGCAAGACCAAUGUUCUCUCUACAAAGUCGCGAUGAACCAACAAUUCUACUUCGAG